UUCUUGUACUUGCUGCUGCUGCUGUGUAGACAGAGACACAAACGCAUACCACCAGAUAAGAGAAACCACGUUAACCUCCUCCUGCUGCACCACUUGAUUAGUCCUCCAAUUUUCACCCUUUCACACUUCACAAGCCAAGAACCCUAAAUCCAAUCCCCAUUUUAGCUUUCAUUAGAAGCCAUUACCCAUUUUAGCAAUUCUGUUUUAGAUAUCGCUGUUUCUGUCCCUCCGCCAUUAAAGGCGGAAGCACACCUUUUGGGGAUAAUUCAGCUUCGAUAGCAAGCAAUUUAUAUUAGAGAAGAGAAAGCCACCAUUUAUAAGCCAGUCCAUAACUAUUCCAUAUUCGUUUUGAGAAAGGGAGGAGGGGAGGGGAGGGGAGUUAGUUACCCGUGGAAAAUGAGCGCUAAUUUCGGGGUUACGUUUGGUAUCUGUUUGGUCGUUUUGCUGUUUCAGUGUGGAGUUCCGUCGCAUGCGAUGCUGAAUCCGAUUGAUUUCCUGGCGCUGCAGUCGAUCAGACGGAGCUUAAGGGAUUUGCCUGGCUCCAACUAUUUUUCUGCCUGGGAUUUCACUUCCGAUCCCUGCAAGUUCCCCGGCGUAUUUUGCGAUGCCGAUAGAGUCGUCGCUCUCAAUCUCGGCGAUCCUCGGGCAGGUUCGCCGGGACUCACCGGCCGCCUCGACCCGGCGAUCAGUAAACUCUCCGCUCUGGCAGAGUUUACAGUCGUUCCGGGUCGGGUAUUCGGAUCAUUACCUCAAACCUUGUCUCGCCUGAGGUUUCUGAGGUUUUUGGCCAUUAGCCGGAACUACCUCACCGGAGAAAUUCCGGCGACCAUCGGCCAGCUCCGGGGGCUACGCACGCUCGACCUCAGCUUCAACCAACUCGCGGGGAGUAUUCCUCCUUCAAUCGGCACGUUGCCGGCGCUCUCGAACCUUAUCCUCUGCCAUAACCGCCUCACCGGUUCGAUUCCCCCGUUCUCCUCCCGGACGCUGACCCGGAUGGAUUUGAAGCACAACGAUCUGAGCGGUUCGCUGCCGGUCCACGGACUCCCGCCCUCACUCCAGUACCUCUCACUCUCAUGGAACCGCCUCUCCGGUCCAGUGGACCGGGCCGUUUCCCGCCUAAACCGCCUGAACUACAUCGACCUCAGCCUAAACCGCUUCACCGGCCCUAUCCCGGCCUGCCUAUUCACCUUCCCUAUCAGCAACCUCCAACUGCAGAGGAACCAAUUCGCCGGCACGGUCCAGCCGGUUCAGCCGGUGAGAAUCCAGACCGUCGACCUGAGCUACAACACAUUGUCCGGCCAUGUAUCGGCGAUGUUCUCGAGCGUGGAGAAUCUGUACCUGAACAACAACCGGUUCACCGGGGAAGUCCCGCGCAGCGUAGUGGAGCAGCUGCUGGCAGGGAGCAUACGAAUACUGUACCUGCAGCAUAAUUAUCUGACGGGGAUCGUCGGGAUUAAUCCGACGGUGCAGAUUCCUCUAAGGUCGUCGCUGUGUUUGCAGUAUAACUGCAUGGUCCUGCCCCUACACGCCUCGUCCUGCCCCCUCAAGGCCGGGACCCGGAAAACCCGCCCAAUGUCACAGUGCCGUGAGUGGAAAGGCUAAUUCUAAUUCUGUGGACUUGUCUCGUUUGUACCUUUUUGUCUGUGGUGAAGUGGCCUUGAGUAAGAUGUCUGUGGGAUGGAGGAACAUUGCUGGCAUUUUGUCUUGUUCACUUGAAUUGGGAAUCAUAAGUUAAUUAUCAUAUUUGGG
Andrographis paniculata is the source of this 1749-nucleotide messenger RNA. Its product is annotated as probably inactive leucine-rich repeat receptor-like protein kinase IMK2. The record is from RefSeq and is a predicted model, not a curated record. Gene Ontology annotation, molecular function: protein binding. The transcript is spliced from 2 exons. The coding region runs from base 397 to 1602 and encodes 401 amino acids. Lineage: Eukaryota; Viridiplantae; Streptophyta; Magnoliopsida; Lamiales; Acanthaceae.